Messenger RNA from Stylonychia lemnae, 3288 nucleotides. The record is from the annotation of a GenBank genome assembly. NCBI's taxonomy places the organism in Eukaryota, Ciliophora, Spirotrichea, Sporadotrichida, Oxytrichidae.
AUGCAAGAACAGAAGCCUCUAACUCAAAGAAGAAAGAAGAAGGUUGACAUCUAAGAACACAAAAAUCAGGUCCUUGAGAUUAUGAAGGACGAACCUAUCCAGCAGCCAGAGUAACUAGAUGCAAGCCAUAGAAGAACAAAAGACAGAGUGAAAUCUGUAUUGAAAAAGAAUUUGGACGACUCCUAUGAAUCAGAUUUUUUCAAUAGUUAACUUAGAAUUGAUGAUGGGAGUGUAAUGAUACUCCCUAAUUCAGAUGUAAAGUUUCAUGUUGAGAAAAGACCAGCAUAUAAACCUAAUUAUCUUGAAAGAGUAGAAAAUGAUAGUCAAUUUGCAAAGUAGUAAUAAAAUAGAAUUAACUUGGUGCAACCUGCUCAAUCUCAAUCCUAAGUUAUAAUGCAACCACCUCCUUAAGUCCCUGAUAAUCAAGAGGGAUUCAUUAAAGCUCAACCAUUGGAAAAGAAAUAAGAGCUUAAGAAAAAACUCAAUAUUCAAAUACCUGAACUUAAACUUCCAAAAAUAGAUGUUUAUAAGUAACUAGAGCAAGCUCCUCCUUAAAGCGGCGCACACUCUGAUAGAUAAAGUAUGAUAAAAUCAUUUGCAUAACCUAGCAAAUUCUCAUUAAGACUAUCUGGCUUUAAUACUUAGAGACCAACACAAGAAGAUGAUGGAACUAUAACUAAAUUACCAGACUUAUUCUAAAAAAAUGGAUCAAUAUUUAAAAAAGGACCAAACCUUUAGAUUUAAAGGUCAUUUGCAAAAGCUCUUAAUUCUACCGCUCCAGUUAAGUAGACUGAUGGUCCAAAGAAGUCAUCUAUGACUGGUAUUUAAUAGAGAAUAGAGAGAGUAUUAGAAGAAUCAAAGUAGAAAAAAACAAAGAAAAUUGAGAGCGUUAUUAUUAAUGAACUUGAAAUUAGAAAUUAAGGAGAGAUUGAGAAAAAAUUCUUCAAGGGUAAAGAUGAUGAUGCUAGCACCAAGGACUUUGACUUUCAAGCUAUGAAGGAAACCAUAAUUAAAAAUAAAUAUGGAAUAAUAAAUGGGUAACUUUACUAUUUAGACACUGAUAGGGACCAACUUAUGAAGUUCUAAGAACUAAUUGAUAAUCCAUAUGCAAUGGAAAAAGUGCUUAAAGAAAGAGUUGGUGAUUAAAAGCUUUAAGGAAGUCUUUUAAAAAUUAAAGAAGCAAUUGCAAAAAAUCAAUAUGACAAUAAACUUUUUACAGAGGUUACCAAAGAGCUGGAAUUCUAUUAUUAGAUGAAAUUUAAGGAUAAGAAGAAGGAAAUAGUAUAAUAAAAAUUUUUGCCAGAAACUGAAGAAGAGAAUUAACAAAAAGUAACACAGCUUGAAAAGAAGUUGAUAGACCUACGAUAAUCAAGAGAACAAUUAGCCGCAUAAACUGAAAGACAAAGAGAGGAGGAGCUUAAAUUAGAGAUAUAGCUUUUAGAAAAAGAACAAGAGAUCAUGAGAAAAUAAAUUGAGGAAAGGAAAAAAAAUGCUGAAAAUAGAAUCAAGAAUCUGAAAAGAAGACUAAAUAUUAUCAAUACUAGAUUCGGCAAAAAUAGAAAUGAUUUUACAUAAAAUAAUGGUGACUAAGAAUUCAAGGAUGAUGACGAUGAUGAUGAGUAAGUAGCUAGUAAAGCAGUUAAAAAAUACAACGCUGUCAUUUCAGCUGUAAGAGAUAACCUCAAUGGUUAAACUGCUGAACAUUUUAUUGAUUAAAUAGAAAAAGAUGAAGGGCAAAAAGAUAUUGGUUACUGGAUGUCGAAUGUUGCCAUGAAAUCCCCUGGGAUGAAAUAGAAGAAAAUUCUUAAUGAUAACUUGUCUGAAGUUAAAGCUCAUCCAAUAAAUAAAGACACAUUUGAUAAACUUCUUGAUUAGAUUGAGUCAAGGACUACGUUAAUGUAGAGUAUAAUUAAUGAAACUUCAAGAGGUCGAAAUUUCACUGAUCUUGAUCCUAUUGAAUAGUGCACAGUAACAAUUAAGGAAAAGCAACUUGAAAGCAUGUUUGGAUUUGCUUAGCAUGAUAGAACAAGGAAUAUAAAUUUGACAAAGAAAAAUAACACAGAGAGUGAUGUGGGAAAACCAGCUGAUAAACCUUAUGGAAUAAGCGGAGUGGCUGAUGUGCAAACUUAUGAAAAAGUUAUGGAUUAUUAUAGUGUGCUUCCUUCUAUUAGGGAAAAAGCUGCAAGUGUAAUUUGUCUAAUGAAUGAAGAUGUGAUAUUUAGAUUUGAUCUUGAAAUGAAUUUCGUCAAGCCAUAUAAACUAGAUAAAUACCUUCUAUUCAAAUUUCCAUCUUGGGUAGAUUGCAAAAAUGGAACUUUAAUGUAUACCGGUGGUCUGCGUAAAAAUGAUUCAGGGGAGCCAGUAUAAAUAUUUGCAAUUGGAGGAUUCUCUUUAAAUAAAACAGUUGUUAAGUCAACUGAAUCUUAUGACUUCGAUAAAAAUUAAUGGACAAGAGCAGCUUCUAUGUCUUUUGAGCGAACUGAUUUCAGUGUAUUUUCUCACGAGUCAAGUCAUUUUAUAUAUGCUUUUGGUGGUUGUUUCGAUUCAAACUUAAAUACAACUAUUGAAAGAUAUGAUUCAUUAGAAGAUAGAUGGGAUAACAUGUAGGUGUAACUGAAAGAGAGAAUUAAUAAGUUCAAUCAAAAUGUUUUCAUUGCUCUUGACAUUGAAAUAUUUGGAGGGCAGUCUUAUGAAAAUCAAAUCAUUGAUAAAAGAAAAGUAUUGAAAAAUUUCACAUUAAAUGAGCAAGAUGGUAAUCCAGAAGUUCUAGUGUAUAAUGAGAUAAAAACUUAAACUGGAGAAAAAACUAAAGAAAUAUUAGUUAUUGCCACCUAUGAUAAAAACUCUACUCUUGUGGUUAAUAAUUUUAUCAACCUAACUGAUUAAAAGCAAAUAAAUGAUAAAGAUUUUCGGAUAACUAAUUUAACAAUGCGUGGGACUAUUUGGGAUAUUGGUUAUUAUAAAAAUGGUUUGUAUAUAAUUAGAAAGUACAGCCAGCAGUCAUAUGAAUUUUAUAAUAUUUUAAGCUAGAAGGCAAUUUUGAUAGUACUUAAGACUGAUAAAUUCAACCCAUAAAUUGAUUAAAUAGAUUUUAGUGAAAAUCUUGGCGAUUAACUAGAUGCUCUUGAAGAAGAUUUAUUUAAAGAGUAGCUUAAGUUAAGACUUGAGGAAAAGCGUAGGAGUGUAAACCCUGUUGGAUUUAAAGAGGAUUAGUUUAUCUAAAGUGUAAGAUAAGGUGGUAACUCUAAUUUACUCACAAGAAGUGCUGUAUUGUAGAAAUAGAAUUGA